Messenger RNA from Rosa chinensis, 354 nucleotides. RefSeq names its product heat shock protein 83-like. Gene Ontology annotation, cellular component: cytosol; perinuclear region of cytoplasm; plasma membrane. The transcript has 2 exons. Bases 1 to 354 code for a protein of 117 amino acids. The record is from RefSeq and is a predicted model, not a curated record. Gene Ontology annotation, biological process: protein stabilization; protein folding; cellular response to heat. Gene Ontology annotation, molecular function: ATP-dependent protein folding chaperone; ATP hydrolysis activity; ATP binding. Lineage: Eukaryota; Viridiplantae; Streptophyta; Magnoliopsida; Rosales; Rosaceae.
AUGAUUGGAAAGUUUGGUGUUGGCUUUUACUCGGCAUAUCUUGUUGCGGAGAAGGUCAUUGUGACUACAAAGCACAAUGACGAUGAACAAUACAUUUGGGAAUCCCAUGCUGGUGGUUCCUUCACCGUGACGAGGGAUGUCAAUGGUGAGCAGCUUGGAAGGGGAAACAAGAUUACCCUCUUUCUCAAGGAGGACCAGUUGGAAUACUUGGAAGAGAUGAGGAUCAAAGACCUUGUGAAGAAGCAUUCCGAAUUCAUCAGCUAUCCCAUCUACUUGUGGAUUGAGGUCGAGGAAGCCAAGAAGGAAGAGGAAGGAGCUAGUGGGGAAGUUGACGAGGAUAAGGAGAAAGAAUAA